GACGGGGCGGAGGUGGUGAUGGCGGCAGCAUGGGCGGCGUCAAGGGAUUUCAUAAGGACAUCCUGGCCGCCCUGCAGUCCGUGGGCGCCCACACCAUCAGCUUCAACCCCGCCACCGCCAACAACAUAGCCAAACUGCUGCUACGUGUGGCAGCAGCGGAGGGGCUGGACCUGCCGCCAGCGGAGGCGGUAGGCCUGGCGGAGGCGGCUGACGGCGACGUGCGCAGCGCGCUGCAGGCGCUGCAGAUGAACGCCAUGCUGCAGAAGGCCGCGUCGCGAGGCGCGGAGGCACGGGGCGGCGGCGCUGCGGCGGGAGGCCGCAGAGGCAAGAAGGGUAGCAGCAGCCGCGGUGGCGGCGGGUCCAGCACAGCGGGGGGCAAGAGCGCUACUGCGAUGUUGCGUGUGGGUCGCAGCCAGGCGCUGACGCCGGGUGAGGUGGCGAGGCUGGCAGCAGCGCAGCGGGAUCUGGGGCUGCCGUUGUUCCAUGCGCUCGGGAAGAUGCUGUACAACAAGCGGG
This is a messenger RNA of Astrephomene gubernaculifera, 516 nucleotides long. The record is from the annotation of a GenBank genome assembly. Lineage: Eukaryota; Viridiplantae; Chlorophyta; Chlorophyceae; Chlamydomonadales; Astrephomenaceae.